This is a messenger RNA of Erigeron canadensis, 1703 nucleotides long. Its product is annotated as tRNA pseudouridine(38/39) synthase. The record is from RefSeq and is a predicted model, not a curated record. Gene Ontology annotation, cellular component: cytoplasm; nucleus. Gene Ontology annotation, biological process: mRNA pseudouridine synthesis; tRNA pseudouridine synthesis. The coding region runs from base 147 to 1454 and encodes 435 amino acids. The transcript is spliced from 15 exons. Gene Ontology annotation, molecular function: RNA binding; pseudouridine synthase activity. NCBI's taxonomy places the organism in Eukaryota, Viridiplantae, Streptophyta, Magnoliopsida, Asterales, Asteraceae.
AUCUAGCUUGGAUUCAACUUCAAAGAGACUCCUAAUUAACGUGGGUAACAAGAGUUGAUGUACAUCACUGUAUCUGUAUAUUCGAGAUUUCCAGCCUCUCCCGCAUUUUGGUGAAACAAAUUAAUAAUAAGACGAACCUCAUCAACAUGGACUUACUCUCUUCUUAUCAAACCAAAAUUAAGGAACUGGAAGCAGAGAAUGCAAGAUUAACAUCAAUUCUUUCAACAUGCACUUGCCACAAGGUGGAGAAGAAUAUUGAUACUGAUGUUAUAGAUAACAAUACGUCUGAAAUAAAGUUGGAAAAGUUGAAGUUGGGAAAUUGUGUUGGGAAUGGAAAAAAGAAGCCAAAGAAGAGACUUUCAGGUUAUGAUUUGAACUCCAUGAACCAUCACUCACAAAGACUCGUGGCUCUGAAAAUCAUGUAUUUUGGUCAGAGGUUUUAUGGUUUUGCAUCAGAGGCUCAGAUGGAUCCAACCGUUGAGUCUGAACUUUUCAAAGCCCUUCAAAAGACAAGACUUGUAAUUAGUGACAAGAAGGAGUUGCUGUAUUCAAGAUGCGGUAGAACAGAUAAGGGUGUUUCCUCUGUGGGGCAAGUUGUUGCAUUACGAUUAAGGUCAAAAUGUACCGAACCUGGAGGCAAUACUUCUGAGGAAGUUGUAGAUAAAACACCAGAUGAGGGGGAGCUGGAUUAUGUAAAAAUAUUGAAUGGAGUUCUCCCUGAUGAUAUUCGAGUGAUAGGCUGGUGUCCUGCUCCAGCUAAUUUUAGUGCCAGGUUUAGCUGUGUGAGUAGACAAUAUGUAUACUUCUUCUGGAGGGAAAAUUUGAAUAUUUUGGCAAUGGAGAGAUCAUGUAAACGGCUCGUUGGCGAACAUGAUUUUAGAAAUUUUUGUAAGAUGGAUGCGGCGAAUGUGCAUAAUUACAAAAGGCGCAUAACAUCAUUCGAUAUAUGUCCUUGGAAUGGAAGUGAUGAACUCUUCUUCAUAAAAAUCAAAGGCAGUGCUUUCUUGUGGCACCAGGUUAGGUGCAUGGUUGCUGUGUUAUUCUUGAUUGGCCAAGGUCUUGAAUCACCUGACGUUAUAGAUGCUUUGCUUGAUGUUGACAAGACGCCUAGGAAACCUCUCUACAAAAUGGCCCCAGAGAUUCCACUUGUUCUUCAAUCUUGUGAAUUUGAAGGCCUCAACUUUAUGUGCUCGUCAGAUGCAAGACGAGCUUUGCAGUUACAUUUAGAAAAGGAAUGCCGGACAUACAAACUUCAAGCUGCCAUUUUCCAUGAGGCUCUAUCGAGUCUUUCAAAAACUGAAGAUGAUGAGAGUGUAAUGAGUUGUAAGACCAAAAAGAAAGUCUCUUCUCAUAUUCCUAUUAUGUCACGUCCUACCGAACCAUCUUAUGAUGAACGGCGUGCUAAGUUAACUUUUUCAGCAGCGGCAGAAGACAAAUCAGUUGUAGGCUUGUAGCCAAUAUGAACAGUUUAUGAAGUCCAGGAUCAUCUUUAUUCUGUUUCCUUUUGUCAGUCCAUGUACCAUUUAUUCCUUUUGUUUUUCAUUCAUGUAACUUAGGUGGUGUACUUUUUUAAUCAAACCCUUGAGAAGUAACUUAUGAGUUAUGACCCAGAGCAGGUAGGGUCUUUGUAUCAGAAUGAAUUAGUGAUAGUAGCAGACAACCAUUAAUCAAACGGAAAGGGAAAAAGACCCUAGAAGCUCAAA